AUGUGGUGGUGGAAGUUUUUGGCGAUUGCUGCCAUCAGGACAGUAUAUGCGGCUUCCCGAGACCAAUGGCUCGGUCGGUCGGUCUACCAAGUAGUCACCGAUCGCUUCGCUCGAUCCGAUAACUCAACCGCCGCUUUUUGCGAUGCAGCACUGGGAAAGUAUUGUGGAGGGAGUUUCCAGGGCAUCAUAAAUAAAUUGGAUUAUAUACAGGAACUUGGGUUCGAUGCAGUUUGGAUCUCUCCCGUGCAAAGUCAGGAGUCAACUCGCACGGCGGAUCUCUCAGCAUACCAUGGGUAUUGGCCAAACGACCUGUAUGCCAUCAACUCCCAUUUUGGCACUUCUGAUGACCUCCGAUCGUUAUCUGCAGCGUUGCACGCGCGUGGCAUGUACUUGAUGCUGGACAUUGUCGUUGGUGAUAUGGCAUGGGCUGGAAAUGCCUCCACUGUUGACUACAGCACGUUCAAUCCAUUCAAUGAUCAGAAGUAUUUUCACGACUACAAGCUACUUUCUGAGGACCCCAUAAACGACACCUGUGUUCUGGAUUGCUGGUUGGGAGACAACACCAUGUCCCUUCCAGAUCUGCGAAACGAGGAUAAGGAAGUCCAGCAAAUUCUGGGCACCUGGGUUUCGCAGUUGGUUUCGAACUACUCCAUUGAUGGUUUGCGAAUCGACAGUGUCUUGAACAUUGCCCCCAUCUUCUUCUCCAAUUUCAGCAAGUCAGCGGGUGUUUUCACUAUGGGCGAAGGCGCUACAAGAGAGGCAUCCGGCUACUGCUCUCUGCAGCCCAGCCUAAGCGGACUGUUGAACUAUCCGUUGUAUUAUAUCCUCUCGGAGGCAUUCAAGACGACUAAAGGGGACCUCAACAGAAUUGUACAGUCUAUCGACUACAUUAGAUCACAUUGCGAAGAUGUACUAUCCCUGGGAACUUUUACAUCGAAUCAGGAUGUGGCUCGCUUUGGCUCGUAUACUUCGGACAUAUCGCUGGCUCGCAACAUUCUCACAAUGAGCAUGCUUGCUGACGGUAUCCCCAUUCUCUACUACGGGGAAGAACAGCACCUGUCAGGUGGAUUCAACCCUGUCAAUCGAGAGGCCCUGUGGCUUACCAAAUACUCGACAAACUCGACCUCCCUCCCUCUGCUCGUCCAAUCGUUGAACCGCAUUCGAUCAUAUGCGAGCGGCGACGGAGAAAAGUCCACGGUCGCCCCCAAGUCAGGGGGUGACUAUCUAUCGUACCUCUCAUUACCAAUCUACAAUUCAACCAACAUCCUAGCCAUGCGCAAGGGAUUUACCGGUAAUCAGGUUGUGAGCGUCGUGUCCAACCUAGGAGCCAAGCCCACCAAAGCCACCAAAGUCACGCUCAGCUCCGACGGCACAGGAUUUUCAUCCCGACAGAAUGUGACGGAGCUCUUAUCUUGCAAAACAUUUGUUACUGAUUCAAGCGGAAAUCUCAAUGUGGACCUCAGCUCGGAUGGAGGGCCUCGGGUGUACUAUCCUACUGAAAGCCUGAAGCGAAGCACCAAUAUUUGUAAAGCUCAUACUCAAACAUCUACAACCUCCUCAUCAAUCCCAAAGACUUCCUCCGGUGUUGGGAUUCCUUCAUUCGGUUUGUCAUGGAAGAUGGGGACAUUGAUAGUCACGGCUGCAUUAACCACGUCCUGCGGUUCCAUCUAG
Penicillium coprophilum is the source of this 1671-nucleotide messenger RNA. RefSeq names its product alpha-amylase. Gene Ontology annotation, biological process: carbohydrate catabolic process. Lineage: Eukaryota; Fungi; Ascomycota; Eurotiomycetes; Eurotiales; Aspergillaceae. The coding region runs from base 1 to 1671 and encodes 556 amino acids. The transcript has 8 exons. The record is from RefSeq and is a predicted model, not a curated record. Gene Ontology annotation, molecular function: calcium ion binding; alpha-amylase activity.